CAGUCCUCCCCACCAGCCAAUCGGGUAAAUCCUAUAAAUGCUCUUGGUCGUCUGCAGACGAAGAAGUCACCUCCCGGGACGCUCGCGCUCUCCCGAGUGAGGCAUGUGUUCGUUUUGAAGUGUCUGUUUUGGUCAUCCUCAUCGGUGAUCAGCGCAACGAUCGAAUCAUGUGGAAGCUGCUGUGGGCGGCUGUUCUGGUGGCCGUGCUCUCCACGUGUCAUGCAGAUACAAAUCAUGAGAGAAGCAAACGUGCAAUAGAGAACAGCCCACAGUUUCAGGGUUACGUCUAUGAGCCACCAUCUAAACCUUUCACUUUACCCACUGAAGGGUCACGGACAAGCCUAGUAUAUAGGCCGACGACGGUGACAUUGCCACCGUACACUUAUACAACUCCAAGGAUUCAAACGAUAAGAACAGUACCACCGUCACUAAAAACAUCAACACAAAGUGUAGUGACACAGUAUACAACCCCGAGGACGUUUCCGCCGUAUACUUCUACAACUCCAAGGAUUCAAACAACGAUAAGAACACAGCCACCGAGAACAGAUGGAUAUGUAUACACUACUCCGAAGAUUCCAUUUGAAACUCCACCAAGGACGCCACCGCCGCCACCAAGAACACCACCGCCACCACCAAGAACGCCACCACCACCACCAAGAACGUCAACAUAUGUGAUAACAGAAAAAUAUACAACUACAACCCCAAGAACAUUCCCGCCACCGCCACCACCACCAAGAACGCCGCCACCGCCGCCUAGAACACCGCCACCACCACCUAGAACACCACCGCCACCAAGAACAACUGAAGGAUAUGUUUAUUCAACUCCAGAUACAGAGUUUACGUUACCGCCAAGAACACCGCCACCAAGAACACCUCCCCCACAAACUCCACCGCCAAGAACACCGCCACCGUAUAUUCCGCCCCCACAAACACCUCCACCACGAACCCCGCCACCAUACACACCUCCCCCACAAACUCCACCGCCAAGAACACCGCCACCGUAUAUUCCGCCCCCACAAACACCUCCACCAAGAACCCCGCCACCAUACAGACCUCCCCCACAAACUCCACCGCCAAGAACGCCGCCACCGUAUAUUCCGCCCCCACAAACUCCUCCACCAAGAACUCCGCCACCAUAUACACGACCUCCACAAACUCCUCCACCGAGAACACCGCCGCCAUACGUACCGCCUCCUCAAACUCCUCCACCGAGAACGCCACCACCAUAUAUACCUCCCCCGCAAACUCCGCCACCAAGAACUCCGCCACCAUAUACUCCUCCACCAUAUACUCCUCCUCCACGAACUCCUCCACCAAGAACGCCACCUCCAUAUAUACCUCCCCCACAAACGCCUCCACCAAGAACACCACCACCAUAUUUACCACCUGUUAAGACUCCACCUCCACGUACUCCUCCACCAAGAACGCCGCCGCCAUACACACCUCCCCCACAAACACCUCCACCAAGAACACCGCCACCAUAUAUUCCUCCUCCACAAACUCCGCCACCAAGAACACCACCACCAUAUACUCCUCCUCCACGAACUCCUCCACCGAGAACGCCACCUCCAUAUACACCUCCUCCACAAACGCCUCCACCAAGAACACCACCACCAUAUUUACCACCUGUUAAGACUCCACCUCCACGUACUCCUCCACCAAGAACGCCGCCGCCAUACACACCUCCCCCACAAACACCUCCACCGAGAACACCGCCACCAUAUACUCCUCCUCCACGAACUCCUCCACCGAGAACGCCACCUCCAUAUAUACCUCCCCCACAAACGCCUCCACCAUAUUUACCACCUGUUAAGACUCCACCUCCACGUACUCCUCCACCAAGAACGCCGCCACCAUAUACACGACCGCCACAAACUCCUCCACCAAGAACACCGCCACCAAGAACGCCGCCACCAUAUACACGACCGCCACAAACUCCACCGCCAAGAACGCCGCCACCGUAUAUUCCGCCCCCACAAACUCCUCCACCAAGAACCCCGCCACCAUAUACACGACCUCCACAAACCCCUCCACCGAGAACGCCGCCACCACGUACACCUCCUCCGCAAACUUUCCCACCAAGGACUCCGCCUCCUCGAACGCCAGGAUAUGUAUACACUACACCAGAAUCCGUCUUUACAUAUCCUCCCGCCACCAGGCCACCACCACCACCUCCUCCACCCAAAACUGCGCCUCCUUAUCUACCGCCUUCAACAACGGAACCAUAUGAAUAUGAAAUUGGACCACACGAGUCCUCACAGGGAAGUUAUUUUACGAAACCAACCACCUCACGGCCUCCACCAUUUACUGAGAGAACCACGCAAAAAAUUACACAAUAUACCACUCGACCUCCACCAUUUAGUGAGAGAACCACGCAAAGAACUACACAAUAUACCACUCGACCUCCACCAUUUAGUGAGAGAACCACGCAAAGAACUACACAAUAUACCACUCGACCUCCACCAUUUACUGAGAGAACCACGCAAAGAACUACACAAUAUACCACUCGACCUCCACCAUUUACUGAGAGAACCACGCAAAGAACUACACAAUAUACUACUCGACCUCCACCAUUUACUGAAAGGACCACGCAAUAUACUCGCCAGCCAUCUACCUAUCUUCCGCCACCCACCCCAAGUUAUACUCCAAGUAUACGUACAACGCCUUCUACAAUCAUAUACACUCCAACUACAACUAGAUACACUCCAACCACGACUAGAUACACUCCACCUACGACUAGAUAUACUCCACCCGUCACAAGAUACACUCCAACUACGCCUCCCACCACAAGAUAUACUCCAACUUUUAGAACAACAGCUUCUAUCUAUUUACCGCCCAGAACUACUCAACCAACCACUAAGUACACACCACCUCCUCCACAAACCCGACCACCACCAUAUCUUCCACCGUCAACUCCGAGGCCAGUAUAUUCAACAGUGACGGCGCCACCGCCACCCACGCCAAUUUACAGCAUCACACCCAGCACGCCAACUUCACCGCCACCGACCGGAAGACCAGCACCACCCCCAACUCUACCGCCCACGACACCCAGGCCAUCCGUAGGAUAUAAUUACCCGAUUCCCGACAUCCCGUUUGAAACUCGCAAACGAUGAGAGCCAUUGAUGUGGGCAGCUUGAAGCGCGUUACUGAUCAAUGAAAUCUUGAAUAUUAGUAUGCAUAAUAUUAAUAUUAGCAAGGAUUAUUUAAUGGCCUGUCCGAUGGUAGCGCUGAAUCAUUUGUCGAACAUUUAGACAGUAUCGCUUUUUUUAUAUAUCGAUCGUUUUUGCCACACUGUUUUUUUUUCAAACAAAAAUUUAAUCGACCAACGAGUGUCUUUUUACAUGUGUAAUGAGUGUGGAAAAAAAUAAAAGUUUUUAGAAAAAUCUUACCUACAUAUCAUUUCGUCUUAACGUAUGGCUUUGAUUCGACAGUGUGCAUACAUUAAAAUUAGAAAUAAUUUCCAAAUGUUACAUAUAUUACAUCGUUAUAAAAUUCAGCGAUGCAUUUAAUGUGUGAAAAUGAGGCGUGUAGAGGAUUGUAUAAAUUGCUCUAAUCAGCAUGAGAUGCAUGUUUGUACAUUUGAAAGCGCAAUUAUAACAAUGCGUAUAUGUCUAACAACGAUUGCACAGUUUUAUUUCGUUUCUUAAAUAAAUUAACAAAUUAACAUACAAUAU
Solenopsis invicta (red fire ant) is the source of this 3674-nucleotide messenger RNA. Its product is annotated as extensin. NCBI's taxonomy places the organism in Eukaryota, Metazoa, Arthropoda, Insecta, Hymenoptera, Formicidae. The coding region runs from base 168 to 3113 and encodes 981 amino acids. The record is from RefSeq and is a predicted model, not a curated record. The transcript is spliced from 3 exons.